Messenger RNA from Helianthus annuus (common sunflower), 588 nucleotides. Its product is annotated as tRNA(adenine(34)) deaminase, chloroplastic-like. The coding region runs from base 69 to 449 and encodes 126 amino acids. Lineage: Eukaryota; Viridiplantae; Streptophyta; Magnoliopsida; Asterales; Asteraceae. The transcript has 2 exons. Gene Ontology annotation, biological process: tRNA wobble adenosine to inosine editing. Gene Ontology annotation, cellular component: chloroplast. Gene Ontology annotation, molecular function: tRNA-specific adenosine deaminase activity. The record is from RefSeq and is a predicted model, not a curated record.
UUUUUUUUAUUUUGGUCUUGUUUUAAUUGCAGGGUACGACACUUUAUGUUACGCUUGAACCAUGCCCUAUGUGUGCUGGAGCCAUCCUUCAAGCCCGGAUCGACACAAUUGUAUGGGGUGCUCCAAAUAAGCUACUUGGAGCUGAUGGCAGCUGGAUCAGACUUUUUCCUGAUGUGGGUGGAAGUGGAUCCGGGUUGGAUAAACCGCCCGCCCCUGUGCACCCGUUUCACCCAAAUAUGAUAAUAAGAAGAGGGGUAUUAUCGUCCGAAUGUGCGGAUGUAAUGCAGCAGUUUUUCCAGUUACGGAGAAAAAAGAAAGACAAGAAACCGGAAGCUGAAUCACCAUCUCCACCUCAACCUCAACCGUCAUGUCUUCCCAUCCCACACCAUCAUAAUUCAAAGUUGGUGACGAAAUUGCAUGAUGUCUUCGGCAUGAUGUUUUGUUUGUAAAUCAAAUCUUUGUGACUCGUUAUGAUCUCUUUGUAACCAGUUUUCAGCAAUGUUUUGGUUUGAUUUGUAAUUUGUUGUCUAAAAGUCUUUGGGUGAUUCUAAACCUUCCCUUGAUGUAGAUUUUUGUGUUAUUGUUUAA